AAAUUAAUAAUUGGUCUAAACAAUAUGACAAUAUGACAGUAAAAAAUAUUUUAACAGUUUGACUGUAUACCGUAUUACAUAAUUUUGAUUCAAUUUUGCUUCAUUAAGCAAACAUUGCUUCAUAUUUUGCUAGUGUUUUUUUAGCUUUAGCUUGAACACGAAAUAAUUCCCUAACAAAUAGCACAUUUAUUGCUGUGUAUUAUUUCAAUACGAGAAUAUACAUAAAACGUAUAUUUUAUGAAUGCCAAGAUCAGUUGCUUGGCAACAGCAGAUCGUGGAAUGUUGGAUUUGCAAAUGAUCUUACAUCUCUGGCUAUUUAUGACCUCAGCGGGGGAGGUAAAAAGUGAUAGGGAUGCAGAAAGAUAGAAUAACUUCAAAGGAAACAAGAGGGGGAAAUGUGUAUGAGUGUGUGUGGGGUGGGCGGUCAAUUCUGCUUUCCUACAAAAUGUGAUAUUAAGCUGUGUUGCUAUGGGCAACACACAGAGGGAGGGAACAGGGUAUGAUCAAGCAGAGAUGGUGAAAAAUAACCACUUUUUGGCUUUUUUUUUAUUACGUGAGUUGACGUAGAUAACAGUGAGGACAGCAGAGAGUGAAAAAGAGAGAAAGAGAGGGGAUGCUGAGUGGGCAGGAUAACAGACGGCGAGCAUCCAAUCAGCUGCAGCAAAGUCAGCGUCCUUUUGUCCAAUAGAGUAUGACGAGUCUGCUCCAGUGUGAGCUAACAGUGCUGCUGCUGCCUUAUUAAUGAAUGGAGCAUCUCACAGGCAGCGAAACGGUUCUUGAGCUCUCUCUCCCUCAACGGAAAAGGCAGCACAAACAGAAUAGUACUAGUGCUUCGCACCUCGACAGAAAACAAAUGCAGCAGCCGUGCGCAAACAUGAAGAAGCACCAACACGAGGAUGAAAACUCUGACAGUGAUGCAGAGCAGGAAUCUUCUGUUCCUUUUACGGCGAAUGUCCGUCCUUCUGCUUCCUCUUCCAACGUCCUCCUUCCCUCCUCUUCUCAGCGGAGAUCCAUCUCCAUGGGAGACUUUCGUAGAGUCCCUGCUGGAAAGGUGGGCUCCGAGCCACCCUCUGCAUCCGCCACAGCACCCUCAUCCAAGCUGGUCACCCCCAGCUCAAGUAUGGAGUUCGAAGCAGCUCGUCGACGCCUCCUGGAGGUGGAGGAGCGCCAGCGUGUCAUCAGGGAGAUGGAGAGACGACUGGAGGAGCUAAGGGAGGUGUUUGUGCGCUCCGAACAGGAGGUGGUGGAACAUGGGGAGCUGGUGGGCCGCAUCACCUCUGCCGCCCAGCAGGGUGAACUAUAUGUGGCGGAAAACGGACAGCGGCUGAAAAAGGGAUUGCGGUUCAAACGGCACAGGCCCACCAUUGUCUUCUCCUCCAUGCUGGGGCUGAGAACGUGCCUCCCUUGGCCUGUUAAACUCAAAUAGCCAAACAUCCACUGCAAGACGGUCUUUCACCGCUGUCACUCGUCACAGCAUCAUCCAAGAUUGUCCGAGGCUCAUUUUUCUACUCGCUUUUAGUCAGGAAAUGCUGAAACCUUUGCUUUGAUUGAAUAUAUUGUUACCUGAGAUCUUAGACGGUGCUUCAUUUGAGCCCAUUGAAAUGGCGCAGGCCUCAUAUUUGCUGCUUGAACACAAGACACUGGGCAUUUUCUGUAAUGCGUGUAAACUUUGCUGAUGUUUAGAGCUCUGUGCAUGUGUUACACUUCAUGUACCUGGGGUUGCUUUGUGUGUGUGAAAGGUGUGAAUGUCAGGAGCUAAUCUUCCAGAAGUAGUCACUCAGGUUUCCUGUGAUCGGUCCAAAACAAAAGGCUUUCUUCUGCAGAAACAGAUUUAGGCCUUUCACACCAAGAACAUUGACUAUAACAAUAACUAUACAACAGCCUCGCCAUCAAUAGAGGAUUCUGGUUGUUAGAAGCAUGCGAUGCAGUUAUGUAGUCUGCCACUCUGAAUGCUCAACUCUUUAAUGUCAGGUGGAUUCUAAUUGAGAUUUUAUUAUCCAUCAGCUGGGAAAAUUGGUUCUGAAAGUGAUUCCAACAAUUCUCGAGUUGUUGUGUGGACUAUAGUUAUAGUUCUCACUACAGUUAACAUCUAUGGUGUGAACGGCAGAUGAAUGGUCACGACUGUGACUGUAUGAUUUGCAUACAUAUACUGGGGGCUUGCGAGGAGGUGCGCACAUGCGCUUUGGUCCUCUUGAGUACAUCUAGGGCACCCACUGAGCAUGUGUGGACGGGGAAGAAAAGUGGUGAUUUAUCUCUCUCCAUCAACGUUCCAUCUGGGGCCUCUCUCAUCCCCCAGUCGCUUAGCAACCUGGACCUGACUUUCAUUUCCUUCAGAAUGUAUUUAACAGAUCAAAAACUACAGCCCAUGAAUGACCGGCAGAGGACGUUUUGAGGUUCUUCCUGUGUGAAAUCAUUCACUGCAGACUGCUGGUUAGUUUGGAGUGUACACGACUGAAAUUGCCUCAAAAAAUGUGGUUGAAAUACGUAAGUACAUGGCUAAAAGCAAAUGUCCUAAAUGUGAGUCCCUGACCAGCUUCUAAAGCAUCAUACUGUCAUGUGUAAUGAUCUAGAACUAAUUCUUGUGAGAGAUAACCAAACAAAUAUUUAAUGACUACAAAUGCUCAGUUCUUGCCAGAAAAUCAUACAUUAUGAAUGUACAAUCAUAGAUUAUUUACCACUUCAUCAGAUACUAUUUUCAAUCUUGAACCACAUGCAGAGAACAAUGGAAAAUCACAGGCAACACGGGAUCAAAAACCUUCAAAACGAACCAGAUGAAGGCAUGUUAGAGAGAAAGGAUGUUAUGCUAACGUCUGACGCCUUCCUACCUCCGUAUGCUACCUGCAAACGCUGCUUUUUUUCAGGUUUCAGGCACAACCAAUAUCACUCGUUUGAUACUGAGUAGAAACAGGCUAUUAAGUGUAUCACAUAAUCUUUUUGGUUUGGUUAUUUGGUGCAACUGCUCUCAUGGAAACUUCCUGUCUCUUCUGAGUUUCCCUCUCUCUCUCUUAGAGCAAAUGGCUCUGGCUCAGCCUUGUUUGAGAGGCGUGCGUUUAGGGACUUCAGCAAAAACACAGGAGACUGCUAUUCUUGGCUCGAACCGGUUAAUUCUGGAAGAUUCUGGGCUAGGUAGAGAGAGAAAGAUGAUGUGAUGCUGGCUAUCCUUGCAAGUCUUUAGUGAGCAGGAUAACCUUUCCUUCGGCAGAUAAAUUUAUGCUGUACAGCAGGGUAAGCCAGCAGGAGCGUACAUCACCACUGAGAACGUAGCCUGCACCUGGCAUCUUGCCUCAUUGUGUACGCAGACAGUUGCUCUACUCACUGCAUCGUAAAAACACUGAAUAACUGCAUCGUAAUAUAUCAUUAUAUAUAAUGUAUACUUUUAAAAUUAUAUUGUUAAUAAUACAAAUGAUAAUAUUACUAAUUACAUUUAAUGAGCACAGGUAAUUAUAGCAGAAGAACUAAUAUGUUGUUCUGUAUUAUCAGAUUCUGAUCAGAAGUCUUAAGUUUUUAAGCAACUAUUUACUCUUAUGUAACAUUAAUUAUUAAAUUGAUAUGCUGUGAUUACAAUCAUUACAUACACAUAGAAUGUCUUUUAACAGGGUCACUUUGCAAUCCACUCUACUGCUGCACCUAUGGUGCUUUUUGUCUCUGCAGCUCUGCGUGACACCCACGCAUCUGUGUGUGACGCCGUUAGAUUUGCGUCAUUUGACGGGGCAGGAUGCCUGCAGACCAGUCUUUAUUCCUUUAUACUGAUCAGGCGUAAAACAAACACAAUAGAAGUUGCUGAAUCUCAGUUAAAGGGCUACUUGCACUUCUUUAAUGACAGAACAUCUCGGUGUCCUUUAAGGGUUGCUGGUCUCCCUUAUUUUAGUAGGGAUUUGAUUUAGACAGCUGUAGAUUAUGCUACAUUCAGGACACACGACUGAUUGGCUGCUGUAGAGUGUGAAAGAUGAUUGAACAUGGCUGCAGUGUUCUUCGGCGACAUAUAAAAGGAAAAACCCUUGUGUGAGGACUUGUUUUUAGCAACUAAUGUUGGAAUGAGGUGAUGAAUCCAUCUGGGUUCCCCUUCAAACAAUUACCAUGGUAACAACAGUUUCUGUUUAAAUAUCUUGAUUUGUAGAAUAAGUGUUACUACUGUGAAACCAAAACAACAAGUGUAGUCGUGGUAUUCAGUGCUUUAAUAUUUCAGAGUAACAUUGUCCACAAACUUUUUCAGUGUACUUGGUUCCACAAGUAUUCCUAUUCAUUUUCCCCAUAGGAUUUUUUUAAGUGUUCAUAAGAGUCAUAAGCCAUGAACUAAACCAAUCAGCUACAAGGUGAAUCACAACAUUAUAAACUAAAUUAUAAAGAAAAAGGUACAAAAAAAAAAAAAAAAGAUUUAA
Carassius auratus (goldfish) is the source of this 4379-nucleotide messenger RNA. RefSeq lists its product as uncharacterized. Gene Ontology annotation, molecular function: DNA binding. The transcript has a single exon. The coding region runs from base 746 to 1426 and encodes 226 amino acids. NCBI's taxonomy places the organism in Eukaryota, Metazoa, Chordata, Actinopteri, Cypriniformes, Cyprinidae. The record is from RefSeq and is a predicted model, not a curated record. Gene Ontology annotation, cellular component: nucleus. Gene Ontology annotation, biological process: regulation of cell population proliferation.